GAAGACUGUGCCAAAGAAGGCUUCUGCUCAGAUGACAUCACAUUUGGACUACUAAUGCUAUCCACCCACUCUGCAAGGCACAAUGCAUUUCUAGGUAACUGAACAAAUGCAGAGUGAAGCUCCUCCUUCUGUUUGCAAAACUCUCCUGGAAAAUUCCUCAGCUGCUUGCUUUCUGCUGAAUGUCAGUGCAACUAGUUCAGAAUCUAAUGCUUUGCAGCAGAAGAGGCCACAUCUGACUCCACGUUGUUCUUCUUCAAAGGAACCAGGUUUCAUCCCUAAACCUCACACUUCAACAAGUCCCAAAGUGUAAAAGGCAAACGUACAAAUGUCUACCACAAGACUAAAGUGUGCUAUGUUAUGUUUUUUACCAUAAGCACCCAUAAAAUGAGCUCCAUUGCAGACAGAAAUGAUGGAAGCAUUUUUGAUGGGCUGGUGGAAGAAGAUGACAAAGAUAAAGCAAAAAGAGUGUCCAGAAACAAGUCUGAGAAGAAGCGUCGAGAUCAGUUCAAUGUCCUCAUCAAAGAGCUGGGCUCCAUGCUCCCAGGCAACGCUCGGAAGAUGGACAAGUCCACGGUGCUGCAGAAGAGCAUCGACUUCCUGCGCAAGCACAAAGAAAUUACUGCACAAUCAGAUGCCAGUGAGAUUCGACAGGACUGGAAACCCACAUUCCUUAGUAAUGAAGAGUUCACACAGUUAAUGUUAGAGGCUCUUGAUGGUUUUUUUUUAGCAAUUAUGACAGAUGGAAAUAUAAUAUAUGUGUCUGAGAGUAUAACUCCCUUACUUGAACAUUUGCCAUCUGAUCUUGUGGAUCAGAGUGUAUUUAAUUUUAUCCCAGAGGGGGAACAUUCAGAAAUUUAUAAAAUACUGUCUUCUCAUCUGCUGGAAAGUGAUUCGUUGACACCAGAAUACUUAAAAUCAAAAAAUCAACUAGAAUUCUGUUGCCAUAUGCUCCGAGGAACAAUAGAUCCAAAAGAGCAACCUACAUAUGAAUAUGUAAAGUUUAUAGGAAAUUUCAAGUGUUUGAAUAGUGUUCCCAGCUCAGCGCACAAUGGUUUCGAAGGAACUAUUCAGCGAUCGCACCGGCCUGCAUAUGAAGACAAAGUUUGCUUUGUAGCCACAGUUAGAUUAGCUACACCUCAAUUUAUCAAGGAAAUGUGCACUGUUGAAGAACCCAAUGAAGAGUUCACAUCUAGACAUAGCUUAGAAUGGAAGUUCCUAUUCUUGGAUCACAGGGCCCCUCCGAUAAUAGGUUAUCUUCCAUUUGAAGUGUUGGGAACAUCAGGCUAUGAUUAUUAUCAUGUGGAUGAUCUAGAUAAUCUGGCAAAAUGUCAUGAGCACUUAAUGCAAUAUGGGAAAGGGAAAUCAUGUUACUACAGAUUCCUCACAAAGGGACAGCAGUGGAUUUGGCUGCAAACUCAUUACUAUAUCACCUAUCACCAGUGGAAUUCCAGGCCAGAGUUUAUUGUCUGUACGCACACUGUUGUCAGUUAUGCAGAAGUCAGAGCAGAAAGACGACGAGAGCUUGGUAUUGAGGAGUCUCUUCCAGAGAUAACAGCAGAUAAAAGUCAGGACUCUGGGUCUGACAACCACAUCAACACAGUGAGUCUCAAAGAAGCACUGGAAAGGUUUGAUACCAGCCCCACACCUUCUGCUUCCUCCAGGAGUUCAAGAAAAUCUUCACAUACUGCAGUUUCAGAUCAUUCAUCAACACCAACUAAAAUGACAGUGGACACUAGCACUCCUCCAAGGCAAAGCUUAUCUGGUCAUGAAAAGACUGCACAAAGAAGAUCAUCUCUGAGCAGCCAGUCUCUAAGCUCCCAGUCUCUUGGACAGCCAGUAGCACAGCCAGCAAUGUCUCAGCCUGCAGCUCUUCAGCUCCAGUCUGGCAUGUCCCAGCCUGUGUUUCAGUUUUCAGCUCAGCUAGGAGCCAUGCAGCACCUGAAGGACCAGCUGGAGCAGAGGACACGCAUGAUAGAGGCAAACAUCCAUCGGCAGCAGGAGGAGCUGCGCAAGAUUCAAGAGCAGCUCCAAAUUGUCCAUGGUCAAGGACUCCAGAUGUUCUUGCAGCAGUCAGCUUCUGGACUCAACUUUGGCUCUGUACAGCUUGCUUCUGGAAAUUCUUCAAAUGUUCAGCAGUUAACACCAAUAAACAUGCAAGGUCAAGUUGUUCAGACUAAUCAGGCUCAAAGUGGGAUGAGCACAGGCCAUAUAAGUACUCCACACAUGAUACAGCAGCAGCAGCCUCUGCAGAGUACUACAACACAGCAUAACCAACAGAACGUGCUGAGCGGGCACAAUGCGCAGGCUUCCCUGGCCUCGCCGUCGCAGAACACAGUCUCAGCACCUCUCUAUAACACUAUGGUGAUCUCCCAGCCAGCAACAGGAAAUGUGGUCCAGGUUCCUUCCAGCUUACCACAGAACAACAACCAGAGCACUGCUGCAGUGACCACCUUCACACAGGACAGACAGAUCAGAUUUUCUCAAGGUCAGCAACUUGUAACCAAGCUGGUGACAGCCCCAGUGGCAUGUGGAGCAGUGAUGGUGCCCAGUACCAUGUUCAUGGGACAGGUGGUGACAGCUUACCCCACCUUUGCUGCCCAACAGCAGCAGCCACAGACUUUGUCAAUAACACAACAGCAGCAGCAGCAGCAGCAGCAGCAGCAGCAAAGUCAGCAAGACCAUCAGCAGCAGCUCACCACAGUUCAGCAACCAGCUCAGCCACAGCUGACCCAGCACCCCCAGCAGUUCCUACAGACAUCCAGGUUACUUCAUGGAAAUCAGUCAGCUCAGCUCAUCCUCUCUGCUGCUUUCCCACUACAACAAAGCACUUUUACUCAGUCCCACCACCAGCAGCACCAGUCUCAGCAGCAGCAACAGCAACUUUCCCGACACAGAACUGAUAAGAUGAGUGAUCCUUCCAAAGUCCAGCCACAAUAGCCUGGGGCUCUGCCUCUCUGUGAAGCAAACUACCAGGAGGGGGCUGCUCCACUCACUACCAAGUUGCACUGAGGCUGCAGAGGUAGCAGUCCCAAGGCUUUCUAACACCACGGCGCUGAGAUCUGCUUCUAACUGCUGGGAUCUGUUCAGAAAAGCCACAAGGUGACGAUGGGGACGCAGCCAAGGCUGAGAGGUGCCCCAUGUGCUGUGUUCUAAAGGAUUUGCUGCCACCUGCUAGCUUUGAUUUGAUUUGAUUUUUUUUUCCUGUCCAGGUGAA
Dryobates pubescens (Downy woodpecker) is the source of this 3214-nucleotide messenger RNA. It is a transcript of the gene CLOCK, whose product is annotated as clock circadian regulator. Bases 358 to 2937 code for a protein of 859 amino acids. The record is from RefSeq and is a predicted model, not a curated record. Lineage: Eukaryota; Metazoa; Chordata; Aves; Piciformes; Picidae. The transcript is spliced from 23 exons. Gene Ontology annotation, cellular component: CLOCK-BMAL transcription complex; cytoplasm; nucleus. Gene Ontology annotation, molecular function: protein dimerization activity; E-box binding; DNA-binding transcription factor activity, RNA polymerase II-specific. Gene Ontology annotation, biological process: regulation of transcription by RNA polymerase II; circadian regulation of gene expression.